Molecule: messenger RNA, 1209 nt
Organism: Mycotypha africana
Lineage: Eukaryota; Fungi; Mucoromycota; Mucoromycetes; Mucorales; Mycotyphaceae
Product: pyridoxal phosphate-dependent transferase
Exons: 2
Coding region: 1-1209 (402 amino acids)
Biological process (GO): glycine biosynthetic process; L-threonine catabolic process
Cellular component (GO): cytosol
Molecular function (GO): L-allo-threonine aldolase activity
Source: RefSeq, a predicted model, not a curated record
AUGUCUUUAACAACGAAAUUUUUGCUGACCCCUUCUUCUGUGGUGCGUCGGGCCUUCUCCACGGCUAUUGCGCGUAAUGCAUAUUAUACCAGUUCUUUGGUAUCUGAUAAACAUAAAUUGGUUGAUCCAAAGGCUAAAUUGUAUGAUUUCCGAAGUGAUACUGUAACUGCCCCUACUGAUGAAAUGUUUGAAAUUAUGAAAAAAGCCUCGAGAAAUGACGACGUCUUCCAGGAAGAUAAGUCUGUAAAUGAUCUUCAAGAUUAUGUGGCUGAAUUGACCGGUCAUGAAGCUGGUCUAUUCUGCGCUAGUGGUACUAUGACCAAUCAAUUGGCCCUUCGUACUCAUCUGGUUAAUCCACCACACUCCGUAGUCUGCGAUCAUCGCGCCCACGUCUAUUUAUGGGAAGCUGGUGGCAUUGCUGUUCAUUCUCGUGCCUCGGUGUCUCCUGUCAUUGCCUCCAACGGUGUGCAUCUUACUGCUCAAGAAAUUGAAAAUAAUCUCCUUGGUGAUGAUAUUUACUCUGCUCCUACGCGUGUCGUUUCAUUAGAAAAUACGCUGAACGGUAUGAUUUUUCCUUACAAUGAAUUAUCUGAAAUCUCUGCUAUGGCUCGUCGUCGUGGACUUGCCAUGCACCUGGAUGGCGCUCGUUUGUGGAACGCUUCCCAAGAGACAGGUGUCUCCUUAUCAGAAUAUGGUAAGCUCUUCGACUCCAUGUCCCUUUGUCUUUCCAAAGGCGUUGGCGCUCCUAUUGGGUCUAUGGUUGUUGGCUCUGCUAAAUUCAUUGAUCGUCUUCGUCAUCAUCGUAAGAUGUUCGGGGGUGGCUGGAGACAAGCUGGUUUCAUGGCGGCGGCUGCUAAACAUGCUAUUGAUACCGUUGUGCCUACCAUGAGGGAUACACACAAAUUAGCGAAAUACCUGGCUGAACAGCUCGUAUCUAUGGGUGUUGACUUGCAAAUUCCUACUCAUACCAAUAUGGUAUUUAUUGAUACUACCCGUCUUGGACUACAAAUUGAGAAGGAUUUGAUUCCUGCUUUGGCCGAACGUAAUAUUAAGAUGGGUGGUAUGGGGCAUAAGGCUCGUUUGGUGUUGCAUCAUCAAAUUGAUCGCGCUGGUGUGGAUUGUCUAUUAGAGGUUGUUAAAGAGGCUAUUAUAGCGAAACAACAAAAAGAAAUAGAUAACGAAGACCUACGGCUUACUACGAGCAUCUAG